Dicentrarchus labrax (European seabass) is the source of this 528-nucleotide messenger RNA. Its product is annotated as gamma-crystallin M2-like. The record is from RefSeq and is a predicted model, not a curated record. Bases 1 to 528 code for a protein of 175 amino acids. Gene Ontology annotation, molecular function: structural constituent of eye lens. The transcript has 3 exons. Gene Ontology annotation, biological process: visual perception; lens development in camera-type eye. Lineage: Eukaryota; Metazoa; Chordata; Actinopteri; Moronidae.
AUGGGGAAGAUUGUAUUCUUUGAGGAUAAGAGCUUCCAAGGCCGAAGCUAUGAGUGCAGCACUGACUGCCCUGACCUGCAAUCUUACUUCAGCCGCUGCAACUCCAUUAAGGUGGAUAGUGGCUGCUGGGUGCUGUACGAGCGUCCCAACUUCACUGGCAACCAGUACAUCCUGAGCCCCGGGGAAUACCCUGAUCCACAACAGUGGAUGGGAUUCAAUGAUAGCAUCAAGUCAUGUCGCUCUAUCAAAAAUGUUUUUGGAAAGUCCUGGAAGAUCAGAUUCUACGACAAGCAGGAUUUCGGAGGCCAAGUGGCAGAGUGUGUUGGCGAUUGCCCAUCGGUUUACGAGGCCCUCAAGUUCCGGGAGUUCCACUCCUGCGUAGUAAUGGACGGUGCGUGGGUCCUCUACGAGCAGCCUAACUACCACGGGCACCAGUACUUCCUGGAGCGUGGCGAGUACCGCAACUAUACAGACUGGGGAGCAGCCUCCCCUGCUGUGGGAUCCUUUCGCAUGAUCACAGAGUUCUAG